This is a messenger RNA of Octopus sinensis (East Asian common octopus), 2281 nucleotides long. RefSeq names its product probable 2-ketogluconate reductase. The record is from RefSeq and is a predicted model, not a curated record. The transcript is spliced from 4 exons. Gene Ontology annotation, cellular component: cytosol. Lineage: Eukaryota; Metazoa; Mollusca; Cephalopoda; Octopoda; Octopodidae. Gene Ontology annotation, molecular function: hydroxypyruvate reductase [NAD(P)H] activity; NAD binding; glyoxylate reductase (NADPH) activity. Bases 865 to 1728 code for a protein of 287 amino acids.
AGUACCAGUUACACACUAGGGGUUGAUGUAAUCGACUUAAUACCUAUGUCUGUCCUUGUUUGUCCCCUCUGUGUUUAGCCCCUUGUGGGUAAUAAAGAAAUAGGUAUUUUAGAAGCGAGAUGUGUCUGGUGCUGUUGUCUUCUUUUUCCAAUCAGGACUCAUGCCAUUAGCCACAAAGAAUAAUCUCUAAUUCGAGCCUACUCUAAACUACUAAGAAUGCGUGUGGCAACUUGAAGAUCCACCCACCACAGACUGUUAUAAAUACGACCAACUGACCAGCCAAAGGCGUCCGUUCCCUGCUUGCGAUCAUGACAGCCUGUUGCAGACGGUUUUGGGGCUGAACGAGAAACCAUGCCACUGGGUCAAACGAAAACUACUCUCCCUCACUCAUUUGUUCCACACUCACAUUCAUCUACUCAGACUUGAUUAAAUAGGCUGUAAAUGUCAUGACCACCACAUUUACAGAUAACCCUCCCUAUCACAUCUGUCACACACCUUUUCCUCAUUAGCAAUUUCACAAGGCUAUGUAGAUCGUCAACUAAUGCAUACAGUUAAAGUUAAAAUGAUAUGUUGAUUUUCAUCGAUUCGACGCGGUCUGUUUAUAAUUGUAAAUGCAACAAAAUAAAUCCUGUUUUUUGAAACUUCGCCUUUGAGUUACACACAUUUUUAACAGGAUAUACUCUACGAAAAUAAUCAUCAUCAGUUACGUCCGAUAACUCCAACCCGUCAAGACAGUGCCCCAGCAUGGCCGCAGUCCAAUGACUGAAUCAAGUAAGAGACAUUAAAAUAAAUGCGUGACUGAGCAAAUCGCUGAUUUUCAUUGAAAAGAGCGACAAACGUUUGUGAAUCAUGUGACAUUUGAACAUGACGGCAGAUAUGAAAGCUUCGGUUCUAAUAACCGUGCAACACUUCAAGGACGAAUUAUUUGAACAGCUUUUGAGUCACCUCAGAACUUCUUUUCAAGUAGUUUUCCAGGAUGACAUUGCACAGAAUCCAGGCUUAAAGGAAGACGUUAUUGGUAUCAUUUCAAUAGGCAUGCAUGCGAACAUUACAGACAAACUUUUAACAACUCUUCCUCGCGUGAGAGUAGUUUCAAGUUUUGGUGUAGGUGUUGACCAUAUCGAUCUAAAAUGUGCCAAAGAAAAAGGAAUACGAGUUGGAAACACUAGAUACAUUAAUUCCGACAGUACAGCAGAACUUGCCAUUACUUUAAUAUUAAUAUCGACCAGGAAAAUACUGACGGGUAUCAGCAUGGCAAUGGAAAAUGAAAAUCCAAACUUUGAUUGUCUGAGCUUACUUGGAACAAAUGUGAAGAACAAAACUCUUGGAAUUGUUGGUAUGGGAGAUAUUGGCUUCAAGAUUGCUCUAAGAGCAACCGUAUUCGGCAUGACAAUUCUUUAUCACAAUAGAAAACGAAGAAGCAAUGAAGAAGACCGAGUGAAAGCUACGUUUUACCCUCAUUUGCAAGAUAUGUUACCCGAAACGGAUGUUCUUGUGAUUGUUUGUCCGUGCACAGAACAAACGAUUAACUUGAUUAGUACAGAAGAAUUCCGGUUGAUGAAGAAAACCUCACUUUUGGUAAACAUUGGUCGAGGGAAGGUAGUUGACACCGAUGCCCUUGUGAAGCUCUUCAGUCAAAUGAAAUUCAAAGUGCUGCCUUGGAUGUCACCGAACCCGAACCCCUGCCGCGAGGACACCCAUUGUUAUCCAUGCCAAAUGUCAUCAUAACCCCUCACUGUGGAGCAACCACAUUUGAAACUCGCUUAGAAAUGCAUGAUUUAUUGAUAGAAAAUUUGAAAUGUGGUUUGGCUGGGAAAGCGAUGCCGUCUGAAGUAAUUUUGUAAAUGCUUAUAUCUAAUCAAGAAACAAAUAUUCUUAAAAUCAUUAAAAAAAUAACAACUGUAUCCCUGCAUUUCGUUUGUAACGAGGUCGAUCGCUCCCACCCACUGACUUUUCCUUAGAAAAUGUUAAUAUUUAUAACUAUGCAGUCUAGCUAAGAAAAUGGAUAUAUCGUUCUAAAAAUGGCUAAAUUAAUGUAGGUCAAACUUUGUUUACUUAAGGUUUCUAUGACAUAACAAUAUUAUGAGUCAAACAAGAAAUGCUUUCACUUUUGGCAGGACAAUAGGUUGUAUGGCCAGGGAGAACUUCUAGAUUGCCUUGCAGGUAUUUUCCGCUUUCUUCUAACCACAAAUGAACCUGAAAAUCUUCAAAAAAAAAAAAUGUUCUUUGAUAUAGUUUUGUAUGUUGACGAAUAGCGCAGUUAUUAUGUUGGAAAAUUUAU